UAACCCCCUCAUUCCCUACUCUGCUUCCGCUGAAAACAAACGCAACCCCAAGCAUCCAGCCAGCGAGCGAGACAGAGUUAAGGAAGAACAAAAUGGCGGCAACUGUGUCUCCGUGGGCCAAACCCGGCGCCUGGGCUCUAGAUUCUGAGGAACAGGACGCCGAGCUCCAGCAACAGCAACAGAACCACGACCAACCAAUCUCCGGGAUUCCAACCGAGCCGCUUCCGGACUUUCCGUCCCUUUCCGCCGCGGCCGCCACCAAGCCCAAGAAGAAGAAGGGCCAGACCCUCUCCCACGCCGACUUUAUCUCCAUGCCCACUCGGACGAGCCAUCCAUUGCAACAACCCCAGGGACUCACCCCCGAGGAGUUCCUGGCUCUCCCAAGUGGCCCCCGCCAGCGCUCAGCUGAGGAGCUUGAACAAGACCGCCACCGGCUGGGCGGCGGCUUUAGGUCCUACGGCUCUAACAAUAACGGUCGCUACUCCAGUGGCGACGAUUCCAAUUCUCGGUGGGGGUCUUCUAGGGUUUCCGAUGAGCCCCGCAGAAACGGCUCAUUUAAUAGGGACAGGGACAGGGAUAGUGACAGGGACUCGGCACCUUCUCGGGCCGACGAGAUCGAUAAUUGGGCCGCCGCGAAGAAACCGACGGUCGGAAACAACGGUUUUGAUAGGAGAGAAAAAGGAGGAGGAAGUGUGCUUUUCAACUCGCAAUCUCGAGCGGAUGAUUCCGACAAUUGGGGAUCGAACAAGGCCUUUGUGCCAUCAAUGGAAGGACGGAGAUCUAGCGGUGAGAGAAGGGUGGGGUUCGCUUCGAAUGGUGCUGCCGAUUCGGAUAAUUGGGCGAGGAGCAAGAAGGAGUUGAGUACUGGAGCAGGUGGUGUGACUGAAAGGCCGAGGCUUAAUUUGCAACCGAGGACUCUGCCUGUGAGCAAUGGGGAGAAGCAGGAGGGGGCGGGGAUGGUUUCGAAGCCGUCAAGGGCUUCAAAUCCAUUUGGGGAGGCAAGGCCAAGAGAGGAUGUUCUGGCAGAGAAAGGGAAGAACUGGAAGACGAUUGACGAGCAGCUAGAAACCACGAAGAAGGAGGUGGUAGAGAAGGCGGAGAGGCCUUCUUCAUUCGGAAAGAGAGGUUUUGGGCUUGGGAAUGGCCGCUUGGCAGUGGAGGAGGAUAAUCGGACUUGGAGGAAGCCAGAAUCGGUUGAAAGUAGCCAUCCUCAGAGUGAUGAGACAAUUGAGGAUGGUUCUGGCGAAGAAAAAUUAGGAGAGGUGACGAUCAAUGGUUAGGUUUGAAAAGGAGGCAGAAAGUGGUAGAGGCUCUUGGUUAAUGAGAAGUUUGUUGUUUCUUAGGGUUUUUAUUCUAUUUUACUAAUUUGUUUUUUGUUUUUGGCCGUGAAUGUUAUUACUGUCGAACAGUCGGAAGACAAUUUUGGUAGGGGAUUAAAGGUAGUAUUUUACUUUUUAUCUUCA
Molecule: messenger RNA, 1463 nt
Organism: Carya illinoinensis
Lineage: Eukaryota; Viridiplantae; Streptophyta; Magnoliopsida; Fagales; Juglandaceae
Product: eukaryotic translation initiation factor 4B3-like
Exons: 2
Coding region: 93-1280 (395 amino acids)
Molecular function (GO): mRNA binding; translation initiation factor activity
Source: RefSeq, a predicted model, not a curated record